UUUCUAUAACAGAGUUACAUAUAAAAAGACGCAAUGAAUUUGUUUCGACGGAAAGAGUCCAGCACAAUUCCAUUGGUUCCAGCAACCGAGGUUCUGGAGUUCAAACCGUUCCGUGAAACGUAUAAGAUAAUCACUUUCGCAAUGAUCGUCGGCAUGCUGUACCCUACACCAAACACUGAAAUGUGCAGAAUAGUUGGCAUCGUAACGAUAUUAGUAUCCGUAUCACCGUUAUGCGUGUCAAUCCUAUUGGACAUGUGGAAUAGCUGGCUUAGAGGUGACAUCAUCAAUAUCAUUCGGCAUACUACUGUCAUUGGGCCGUUCCUUGGCGCAGUCUUUAAGAUGAUGCUGUUCUUCUACAGUAGGAAAGAAGCAUGGAGCAUUAUUAAAAAAAUGGACGCCGACCACGCUCGCUACAACACCCUGCCCGAACAACACAAGGAAAUUGCGCGUCGGCACAUACAGAACACGCAAUACUAUAGCGAAAAAUGCUGGUCAAUCACAGUAGCGACCUGCGUCCUAACCUUCCCGCUGACGGCUGUCAUCCUGACGUUCUACAACUACACAUUCAAGGAAGAACCUGUCAAAUACAUGAUCCACGACCUUGACAAACCGUUUUCACCCAAAGAAGACAGAUUCUCAUCGCCAUUCUUCGAAAUCAUGUUCUUCUAUAUGGGUUACUGCUCUCUGUUUUAUAUUAUAAGCUUCACGGGUUUUGACGCGUUUUUCGGGAUAACUAUUAACCAUGCGUGUAUGAAGAUGGAGUUGCUUUGUAGGAGUAUGGAGGACGCUAUGUGUGAGAGCGAGAGAGAUAGUCGGCAUAGGAGGAUGCUGGAUGUUAUCGCGGAGCAGAAUGACUUGUUCAGAAUGGUUGAACUUAUACAAGAAACUUUCGCCAUAUGGCUUGGAAUAAUCGUCAUAGCAACUAUGCUUCAGAUUUGCAACUGCAUGUACCAGAUUAUUGAGGGUUAUGGAAUUGAUCCUAGAUACCUAAUAUUCAUUCUAGGCACCAUUGCUCACAUAUACCUACCGUGCCGUUACGCCGCUAAAUUGCAAGUGAGCGCACUAGAGGUCGCCACUCAUCUAUACUGCUGCGGCUGGGAGCGAGUGAACGACGAGCGAGCGCGCAAAAUGAUCGUCUUCAUGAUAGCACGCGCACAGAUUCCGAUGAAGAUCACAGCUUUCAAUAUGUUCGACUUCGACAUGGAGCUGUUUGUCUCCAUAUUACAAACGUCUUAUUCGAUGUUCACACUGCUUAGAUCUUAAGAGAUCUCGUACAAAAAAUGUGUUGUAUUAGUUAAGUAAUA
Messenger RNA from Cydia amplana, 1304 nucleotides. It is a transcript of the gene Or-14, whose product is annotated as odorant receptor 13a-like. The transcript is spliced from 10 exons. Gene Ontology annotation, biological process: detection of chemical stimulus involved in sensory perception of smell; sensory perception of smell. Gene Ontology annotation, cellular component: plasma membrane. Lineage: Eukaryota; Metazoa; Arthropoda; Insecta; Lepidoptera; Tortricidae. The record is from RefSeq and is a predicted model, not a curated record. Gene Ontology annotation, molecular function: odorant binding; olfactory receptor activity. The coding region runs from base 34 to 1263 and encodes 409 amino acids.